This is a messenger RNA of Raphanus sativus (radish), 1486 nucleotides long. Its product is annotated as protein ROH1. The record is from RefSeq and is a predicted model, not a curated record. Lineage: Eukaryota; Viridiplantae; Streptophyta; Magnoliopsida; Brassicales; Brassicaceae. The transcript has a single exon. Bases 196 to 1395 code for a protein of 399 amino acids.
CAUUAAAAUCCCUUUCCGACACGAACAUGCUUUCCACUAUUUCAGUUCCUGCUUUCAUCUAAACUCUCAAACCCCUUCUCUCCUCUAUUUUCUUCCUCUUUCGAAAAAAAAAAUCUCUCCUUCUAUCAUCCGAAACAACAACGAAGAAAAAGAACUCACUUUUCUCUUCGAUUCAUCAUCACACAACUACACUAAAUGGCGCCGGCGACGGAGUUUCAAGGCUCAUUCCUCAGCCGAAUCAGCAUCCGCCGCAACCAGAUCAUCUCCAUGGACGUCAACCACGAGCAAGAGCUCGAGGAACUCGACUACCUUCAAAAACACGUAUCCGACCGUUUCUCGGAGCUAAUCUCGCCUCCUCCCGACACCACCGAGGCCCCCUCCUCUCAGCCGUCCGAUCCGAUUCUCUCGAUCCCGUGGCUACAGAACCUCCUCGACGUUUUCGUGUCGUGCGAGACGGAGUUCAAAGGCGUCCUCCUCUCCACGGUUCAGAUCUCGAGGUCGCCGUCUUUGGAGAGGGUUUUGACUGAAAUGCUUGAUCGGAUUCUAAAGGCGCUUGAUUUAUGUAACGCCGUCGUUAACGGUGUUGAUUCCGUUAGACAGAGCCGGCGUCUUGCGGAGAUAGCCGUAACGGCGCUUAAACAACGGCCGUUAUGUGACGGAAGCGUUCGUAGAGCGAAGCGUGCGUUAGCAAGCCUUAUCGUUGGGUUAAACGGCGACGUGAAAGAUAGGAGCAAUGGCAGUAGUAGUAGUAGUAACAAAAGGACAACGUCGAGGUCGUGGUCGUUUGGACAGCGCAGCAACGUCACCGUAGUAGGGGGUGGAGGAUCGUCUGGCCACGUCAGCAAGAACUGGUCGGCGACGAAGCAGAUUCAAGGGAUGGUUGCUAAUCUCGUGCUGCCACGUGGAGCCGAAGCUACGGGAGCGGCGAUGCAGGUUUAUAUAAUGAGCAGUGUUAUGGCUCUUGUGAUGUGGGUGCUAGUCGCUGCGGUUCCUUGCCAGACAAGCAACGUUCUUGUGGCGCCGUUGCAGCUUCCGAAACACCAGAGCUGGGCUAGCGCAGCGGUGAACAUUCAGGAGAAGGUUGGUGAAGAGAUGAAACGGAAGGAGAAGCGUUUUGGCUGUGGUGGUGGUGGUUGUGGGGGGUUGAUGGAGGAGAUGCAGAGGAUGGAGAAGAUAGGGUUGUCUUUGUUGGAAUUCACGGAGAGGUUUAGGUUUCCGGCGGAGGAAGCGGAGGCGGAAGAAGUUGCGGAGAAGGUGGAUGAGAUGGAUGAGAUUUGCAGGGGAAUGGAAGUUGGAUUGGAGGAUUUGCAGAGACAAGUGAGAGCAGUGUUCCAUAGAUUGGUGAGAAGCAGGCUAGAGAUUGUUUCAGUGCUUGAACAAACUCAUGCAAUCUAGUUUUUAGUCUUUUAAAAAAAACACUAAUCUAUGAAAAAUAUUGAUGUGUAUAAUCUACAAUUAGUAUUACAUACACACCAUACGUUUGAUU